Botrytis porri is the source of this 777-nucleotide messenger RNA. RefSeq lists its product as uncharacterized. Lineage: Eukaryota; Fungi; Ascomycota; Leotiomycetes; Helotiales; Sclerotiniaceae. The coding region runs from base 1 to 777 and encodes 258 amino acids. The record is from RefSeq and is a predicted model, not a curated record. The transcript has 5 exons.
AUGUAUUCCUUCAUUGCUGCUCUUCUUUUCCUUGCACUUAUCCUUACUCUCAUCGACCAUGCAAGCGCAGGCGUGGUAUUCAUCUUCACGCAUGGUGGGAAAAUAACACGGUUUCAAGCAACUCUAAAUGUACCCUCCCCGCCAACAGCGCUACAAGGCCAUGGCCCAGACUGGAAGAUCCAAGCAACCUGGGCCGGCAUGCAACCAACAGAUCAAAGCUGUGUUCUGCAAAAUGUUUUUGGGAAUGCGGGGGGUGAAGUGGGGUGUUGGAGUCAUAUACCUAGUUUUUAUAACGGGGCGACGAAAUCUAGUUGGACGGAGAUCUAUUUUGAGGAGAGACAACCGAAGGUAUAUCUGGGUGACGAAAUAACAAGUCUCUGGACUCUUCAUGAAAUCUCCAAUAAAUGGCUCGAUACGUGGUCCGUCAUGCCCGGUCGAAUCGGCGCAUCAAAGGGAGAAGUACCAUAUGGUGGGAACUACACUUUCGAUGGCUCCAAAUUUGAACCUAACGUCCCAGACAUGACAGAGGUUUUACUAGUGAUUGAGCAUGUGGGAACUGGCAAUGGCGUCGAUCCUGGUUGGGAUUCCGGAGCGGUAACAUUCACAAAUAUCCUGAUUGAAUCGACGUCCACAAAGGAUUGGUGCAAUCAUGAGAAUCCGGAGGCUUGGCAUCCACAAGAUGUUAAGAUUCUGGAUAUAUCCACGCCUUUCAUUUCGACGAUUGGGAAUGGAACGAAAAGUUGUUAUAUUCCUUGGAUUGUUAUUGAUUCGAAUUGA